CAAUGAUCUGUCACGAUGCAAGAUUUUUCUUGCGCUUGAAAACCAAGUUUUGGAACUUUUCAGAAACACUUUUACCUAAUGGAUUCACAGCUAAAUCUUUCCCCACUCUUUAUAAAAAGCUUCAACGCACUGUUUCUUCACUAUUCAUUGCCCAUAUCCAUUUCCAUAUUCAUAUCCAUAUUACUUCUUCCAUGGACCCGAAAUCAAAAUCGAAAUCGAAACCGAAACCGAAACCGAGAACAAUCGUGGUGAUGGUGCCACUGGUGGCGCAAGGGCAUCUCAACCAGCUACUUCACCUUGCCCGCCGCAUCGCCGCCCACGACAUCCCAGUGCACUACGCCAGCACCGCCACCCAUGUCCGACAGGCGAAGAAUCGUGUCCACUGUUGGGACCCUGCAGCGUCGGCGAACUUAUAUUUCCACGACGUUCGAUCCCCAGGCAUCAGCAACAUCCAACCUGACCCGAAUUCCGGCAACAAAUUCCCAUCUCAGUUGAUUCCGUUGUUCAAGUCCGCCAUUAAGGAUCUCCGCGAGCCCGUCUAUGAGCUGGUGCAAGCGCUUUCGGAGGGAGCAGAACGCACGGUGGUUGUUUACGACUCGAUGAUGGCGUACACCGUGCAGGAUGUUGCUGCUCUGCCUAAUGUAGAGGCAUAUUGCUUCCAGAGUAUAUCGGCAUUUUCGUUGUAUGCGUUUUACUGGGAAGUCACCGGAAAACCGGAUGUACCUGAAGAAGCAGCCGCGAUCAAGUUGACGCCGUCGUCGGAAGGCGCUUUUGUACCUGAGUUUGCAGAGAUAUCAAGUUUGCUCAUAGCAACACCAAAAUUCCAAGCUGGAGAGAUUUAUAAUACAUCAAGAGUGAUAGAAGGAACGUACCUCGACUUGCUGCAUAAAGGAAAGAUAACCGGAGCCGACAAACAGUGGGCUAUGGGACCAUUCCAUCCCCUGCUAUUGAAACAGAAUACAGACAGCAAGAGUAAUAACAAAUGCUUACAGUGGCUGGACGAGCAAGGGGCCGACUCUGUCAUCUACGUCUCGUUUGGAAGCACGGUCUCUUUAUCAAACACGGAAAUCGCAGAGCUGGCCGAAGGGCUGGCGAGGAGCGAACAGAAGUUCCUAUGGGUGUUGAGGGAUGCAGAUAAAGCGGACAUUUAUGAUGGGGAGGUCAGAAGAGUCCAACUGCCGGAAGGAUUCGAGGAGAGGGUGGCUGGGAGAGGGUUUAUCGUCCGAGAUUGGGCGCCGCAGUUGGAAAUCCUUGGACACGAAUCAACAGGAGGAUUUAUGAGCCACUGCGGAUGGAAUUCGUGUAUAGAGAGCAUCAGUAUGGGCGUGCCGAUAGCAGCUUGGCCUAUGCACUCUGACCAGCCAAGAAAUUCAGUCCUCAUAACUGAAGUGCUCAAGAUAGGCCUGGAGGUGAGAGGUUGGGACCGUCGAGAAGAAGUGGUGUCGUCUGAGAUGGUGGAACAGACGGUUAGAAGAUUGAUGGCAUCGAAAGAAGGAGACAUGCUCAGACAGAGAGCAGCAGACAUCGGAAAAGCUGUGAGGAAAUCGGUUAUGGAAGAUGGCGUCGGGCGCAAGGAGUUAGCUUCAUUCAUACAGCAUAUCACUCGAUAGCUUUCAACCCUCAAAAACUGAA
This is a messenger RNA of Andrographis paniculata, 1632 nucleotides long. Its product is annotated as zeatin O-xylosyltransferase-like. The coding region runs from base 3 to 1610 and encodes 535 amino acids. The record is from RefSeq and is a predicted model, not a curated record. NCBI's taxonomy places the organism in Eukaryota, Viridiplantae, Streptophyta, Magnoliopsida, Lamiales, Acanthaceae. Gene Ontology annotation, molecular function: UDP-glycosyltransferase activity. The transcript has a single exon.